This is a messenger RNA of Aethina tumida (small hive beetle), 4399 nucleotides long. It is a transcript of the gene plx, whose product is annotated as TBC1 domain family member 1. The transcript has 10 exons. Bases 379 to 3978 code for a protein of 1199 amino acids. Lineage: Eukaryota; Metazoa; Arthropoda; Insecta; Coleoptera; Nitidulidae. The record is from RefSeq and is a predicted model, not a curated record.
AUUUUUUUAUGUCAAUUAGCAAAACAACGGUUUUACAAGAUUCACAACAAAUCCGAACUGGUCGGAUGUGGUUUUAUUAACAUUCGCAAACGAUCGUUUAACGUUCGCGGUUCGUGCAUGGAACCGCCACAAAACAAAUCAAAACAAAAAAAAAAAACGCAUCCGUUAAUUUAUUUAUUAUUAUUUUCGGUGUCUGUUUUGAUUCGCGCAAUAAACACCGAUUCGCGUCUUGUUUAUUGAUCGGCCGAAGAGACGGUGGCGAUCAAUAAAUUUCCGUCGGUACUGCGCACAACCAACUGUGCCGUGCGUUAACCUAAGAAGGGUCGGUGGUUGUUUUUGUUUGUGGGGGAUGCGGCGGUCGACGUUCAUUUUACAGCUAUGAAAAUGAAGCUGAUCCCCGUGAUCUAUAAUGGAUUCACGGCGAUGGAUCGCCGCUUCUCCAGCCCGAUGCUGCCGUGGAUCGUGUCCGAGAUCCGGAAGAGGGAUUACACGGAACGGUUAAGCCUGGGAGUUGAGGAUGGAAUCCUGCAAGCCUACAACCAGGACUUCGAACUGCAGUUCUCGCAUCGUAUCCAACAGAUGACCAGGUUCUCGCAAGCGGAUCUGGAUCCCAGCACCUUUCUCUACUUACUGAAAGACGAUUGCGAGAACCUGUUGUACUGCUACCUGUUCCAAGCAAAGAAACCGAUGGACGUAACCGAUCUGUACAAGCAAAUGAAGGAUCAGAACCACGCGACGACGCCAUCGAGAUCGCUGAGCAGCGCCGCUAACUUGACGUCGCUCUGCGUCGACAUAUCGCCGAGUUCCAGCAACUUCUUCGAGGUCCUGUACAUCGGCAAAAUAAAAGUAUGGCAGAAGAAGGUGCCGGACACGUUCAUCGACGACGCGCUGGACAAGUUCAAGGUGCACGAGCAGGAGAAGAGCAAACAGAAGCUGGGAAACUUGGAGCGGAUCAGACGUGGAUCGACGGAUUCCGGCACGAGCGAGACCGGUUCGGUGGAAAGUCUGAGCCUGUCGCAAAAAAUCACGAAGUCUGACGACCCGGAACCAGCUACAGAGUCUAACGAAGCGAAAGAGCAGGAAAAAGACCUUAAAACACCGGACUUCGACGACCACAACAGGACGAUGGUGCUGCAGGUGGACAGGACGGAUUUGAGACUGAUCAGUCCCGACCGUAAGGUCAUACUGUUGCACAAACACCACCGAGACAUCACCACUUGUGUUCAGGGCCAAGUGCAGACGGAACAUUUCGGUUUCAUUAGUCGGGAAGGGGCCAAUAUGCAGACCUUCACCGGCUACAUCUUCAAAUGCGAGUCCCAGUCCAUCGCCAACGAUGCUGUCCAAGCCAUCACCCAGGCGUUUCUGAACGCCGAAUCCAGACCCAGACCAGCCCUUUCCUCCUGCGAGCAUUGUCCCAUGGUUUGGUUCCACAAACUCUGCACGGAAGUGGAACACAUGUCCGACCGUAAAACCCAGGCGGCCAUCCUCAGAAGGCUGGAGCAACUGGACGAAGAGGAACAAACGACGAUACUGACGAAAUUCCGCGGCGCCGAGACGGACUCGGUACGCGAACAGAACGAGUUCCUGAUGAUGCUGUUGCGGGCCCACUGCGAAAUGAAGCAGGGCCGACACAUGCACGACACCGUGGAAAACAGAUCCGAGUUUUUGAACCAGUAUUUGGGUGGCAGCACCAUAUUCACCAAAGCCAAGCGUUCGUUGACCAGCUCAUUCGAGAUGCUGAAGCGGAAGGCCUCCAAAGAUGAUUUCGGGCCCAGCAUGAAGGAUAUGAAUCUGCCUGUGUCCAGAAACUUCAUGAAGGAAGCGUCGCCCAAUGAUAUUUCCGAUAAGGAGUCGGAAGGUACUAGGUCUAGGUCGUCUACUAUUGGCUCGCAGAGUGACUUAAACCACUUGACAAUCAACAAAGACAAUCAGAAGGCCUCAGUAUCGCCAGACAAACAAUUAAAAAGCCCCAUGAUGGACAUUUUCUUAAAAGUUGGAAACAGUCCCAGGUCCACAAGCUCAGAUGAUGGCUCCCCAAAUAAACCAGACGGUGGUUCUUGGAGACAAGCCAUCUUUAAAACAGUUGUAACUCCUAGUAAAAAAGAAGAGGUUAAGGACCCUCCAAAGAAGAAAACUAAGGAAGAACUCAGAGCUCUUUGGAGGAAAUCAAUACACCAAGCCAUACUUCUAGUAAGAAUGGAGAAGGAAAACGCCAGACUUAGAGCGGAACAAGAAGAGUCAGCAGUGAAAAGAAUCAAAUUGGAGUACGACGAAAUGAAGCCGAACCAAAGGGAGAUAAUGGAGGUGUGGGACAUGCUCACCAACAAAGAAUCCAGAAUAAAAUGCGACAGCCAGAUGUUGCUACAAGCCAUCCGCCAAGGCGUCCCAAGGGGGAAAAGAGGCGAAGUGUGGCAACUACUGGCCGAACAGUUCUGCUCCAAAGUGCCUCCAAUCGACUUGUACAAAUACCCCAACUACAACGUACCGUACGAAACACUUCUUAAACAACUGACGUCGCACCAGCAUGCAAUUUUAAUUGAUCUGGGCCGCACCUUCCCUAAUCACUCUUACUUCAGCAGUCCCUUAGGUCCUGGACAACUAGCACUGUUCAACUUGUUGAAGGCUUACUCACUGUUGGACCCGGAGGUCGGGUACUGCCAGGGGUUGAGUUUUGUCGCUGGUGUCCUCCUGUUACACAUGGAGGAGUCGCAAGCGUUCUUUUUGUUGCGUCACUUGAUGUUCAGACGAGGCUUGAGGAAACAAUAUCUACCCGACAUGAUUGGUUUGCAAAUUAAGCUGUAUCAACUGUCCAGAUUGUUACACGACCAACUGCCGGACUUGUACAACCAUUUCGACUUCUACGAAGUCGCCCCCACUUUAUACGCAGCACCUUGGCUGUUAACGGUUUUCGCCUCGCAGUUUCCUUUAGGUUUCGUCACCAGGGUCUUUGACUUGCUUUUCCUGGAGAAUCCCGACGUGAUUUUCCGCGUUGCGUUGAGCUUGUUGAGUUACCACAAACAGAAGCUGUUGCAGUGCGACAGCUUCGAAGAGAUCAUGAACUAUCUGAAGAUGCAGCUGCCUCAAAUUGAUAAGCCGAUGCUCGACAAGAUUAUGAAGCAGGUGUACACGACGGAUAUCAGAAAACAGUUGGACGAGUACAAGGUGGAGUACCAGGUGCUGCAGGAGGAGAUGACUUCGGUGCAGCCGCAAGUGGACGCGUUGCACAAACUGGAGAAACAGAACAAAACGUUGACUGAUCAAAACAAGGCGUUGAUGAGCCAGCUGGAGCUGGCGUUGAGCAACGUGCAGCGGUUGGAGAAGCAGAGGGUGUUGCAGCAGGCUCACAUCAACAAGCUGGAGAUGCAGAGUCGGGGAUUGGAGGUAACCAUUGGCACUUUAGGCAACUUCAUCAACGGGCUCAUAGAGGCGAAGGUGGACGUGGAGAUUCCCAGUGACGUGAGGCGGAUCAUGUCACAGUUGACGUUCUCCGAGCAACAGGACAAGCUGAGAACGUUCCAACGCGACUCGUCCAUGGUAAAAUCCCUGAGUGCGGGGAAGAUCCACGUCAACAACAACACGGAAGACGGCAUGACGAGGUCCAACAGCUUGAACUCGAAGGCUUUGCAGGUGGACAAGCCGAAGACGUCCCAUUUUUUCUCCACCUCGCACAGCAACAUACUGCAAAACAUGAACAACUUACGCAGCAACUCCAAAAUUGACAUAACCGUUGAGGAUUUCGAGAAGGAGAACAACGCCAGGAACAACGAAAAGUCCACGAGCUUACCGUUGACCGAUUACGGAACGAAAAUGACGCCCAGUCACAGUAUAGACAGCGGCGUCGGCACGCCAUCCACCCCCAACCACCCCCUGAGCAAUUGCGACGUUAAUUUCACGUACAACGGCACCAGGGAGCUGAAGAACAUCAAGAGCUUGAGGAACAUGGUCAGAACGUCCAGUCCGGACCUUUUAGGCAAAUGAUUUCAGUACGGACGUUUAUUUUUGUAUAGUGUGAUAUUAAUUUUUAGUUAACGUUGUAUAAAAUUGUUUAACUCUUUAUUCUGUACGUUUAUAGGUUUUUAAUUAUGUGAUGACUGUUUCGGUUUUUUAGUAUUAUUGAAUUUUAUAUUAUGUGUACACGACUGUAGUAUUCGUUUCGAUUUUGCUUGUUGUAUAAAGUAUUCUAUUAUCAAGUAUUGUUUAGUAUAGUUCGUAUUUUAUAUAAUUUUUUGAUUGUGAAGUCCCGGUUAUGUAAUUGAAUAUACUUGUUUAUAUAAUUUAGUUUUAUUUCAGAACAGAAAAUGGGUAUUUAGUCUGUGCGAUGACUAAAUAUAUAUUUAAGUUAUAAAAUAAAAAGAUUUUGCCUAUUCCUUCCUCCACGACUUAAAAUAAAAUUUUUGUU